Messenger RNA from Hydra vulgaris (swiftwater hydra), 7907 nucleotides. RefSeq names its product leucine-rich repeat serine/threonine-protein kinase 2. Gene Ontology annotation, molecular function: protein kinase activity; ATP binding; protein binding. Gene Ontology annotation, biological process: protein phosphorylation. The record is from RefSeq and is a predicted model, not a curated record. NCBI's taxonomy places the organism in Eukaryota, Metazoa, Cnidaria, Hydrozoa, Anthoathecata, Hydridae.
AUAUGUAGAUACACUUGGUAAACUAACUAAUAUAUUUAGAUUAACUUAACAAAAAAAAUCUUAUCAAAAAGCAAUCAUUUUUAUAGGCUUUGUUAUUUCGGCAGUGUUGGCUGACUUAGUGCCGUACAUGUACAUUCCUGUAGUAUUGGCUGAUCUGGUGUUGUACUUCUUUAAAUUUGUAUUAUAAGUAAUAGCUUUUUCGAGGUAUUGACGUGCAAAAAACAUUUUUGUUUUGUUUUUUUUAUUCCUGUGAGAACAUUUUGUAAAAAAUCACCCGAAUGGAUGUGGUUUAUUUGCAGACGGUCGAGUCAAGUACACGUUCUAAGCUCGUAAAAUUAAUGCAAGAUAUACUAAAUUGUGAUGAUUUGUCUUUUAUAAAUUUUCAUCAACAUUCUUUAACUGAAACGUUGGAAAAAAUUCUGGAUUGUUUUAAAACAUCAUUCGUUUCCGACAUACAAAUGCAGCAAUUAGGUAUUUGUUCGUUGACUGUUAUGAUUCAAUUAAGCGGUGACGUUGAAUUGCUAAACUUACUGUUUGAAUCUCAUCAUUUUCACGUAAAAAUUUUAAACAUUAUAAAGAUUUGUUGUGAUCAAUGGAAUACAUUAAAUUCCGAUGUAUAUGGAAAUACCGUUACCAUUGUAAUGAACUUUUUGAUUUGUUGUUUCAAGUUUCUUGAUUGUUUACCAUUCAAGACUGAAACUUGUUUAUCUUUUAUGUAUCAAACUUAUGACUGUUUGCAGAAGUUUGGUCUGGACGACGAAGCAUCCGAGUAUGGGUUUAUGGUAUUUUCCGAAUUAAUCAGAAAAAGUAAGAAUGGUGCAAGCGAGACAUACGUUAUACAUUUUCUAAACGAGAAGAAAUAUCAAAGUAUUUUCCAGAUUGUUGAAAGUCAUAAAAAUAAUGAUGCAUUGAUUGAAUCCAUACAUUCUUUUUUACUAGCUGUUUCUGAAAUAGUUGAAAUAACAAAACAGAAGAAGAAAAAGAAGAGUAUAUAUUUGGCCAAAAACUUUUAUGACGCAAUUUUCAAUUAUUUAAAAGUACGUCUUCAUGAGAGCCGUCAGGAUGUUGUCUUGUUAAACUUUUUAAAUAAAUUAGAAAAUGCUAGGUUAACUAGUUAUCAUGAGGAUAGUUUUCUAAAAGAACUUCUUAAAGAAAAACAUAACCCAGUUAAUUUACCAAAUAUCAUGCCAAACCAUAACGGUAAAGAUGAUUACAAUUGGCAUUCAUUGUUUACUUUUAUGGUUGGGUUUUCAGACAAUGCUUGCCAGCAGAAAGCUGCUUGUGAUUCGCUGCGAUCAGGAAUUGAGUGUAAUCCUAGUUUGUGUGAUUUAAUAGGUGAAGAAAGUGAUAGCCUACUCCCAAUACACAACUGUGUUAUUUUAGCACUUAAUGUUCACAAAAAAGAUGUGUACUUGUUUCAGUCAGCAUGUGGAGCUAUAUAUCAACUUUCAAUAAACUCUAAAAGAAUUCAAGAAUUAUAUGUUAAGAAAGGAGUAUAUAUGUCAAUCAUUGAUGAAAUAUUAAAUACACCUUGCGACCAUGCUAUUCAAGGAUGGGGAUUUCAUGCUCUACGAGGGUUAUCUCAUGAUCAUUUAUUACAAAAGGAACUCAUCUUUACAUGCCGUUUUUUUAAACAUAUAGAGAGUAUUUUAUCAAAAAUAAAAAAUAUCAGUGUUUUAAAGGAAUGUAUUGGACUACUUGCUUGUUUGGCACAAGACCUAGAGGUCUUUCGGAAUAAGUGCAUAGACUCUGGUAUACCUGUAGCUAUUCUUGAUAAUAUGAUUGAAAAUAUUAACAAUGAAGAAUUAGUAGAAAUAGUAUUAGAGGCAUUAGCAUAUUUCUUUCCAUAUCAAGAAGAAAUGCUUCUUAAAGUAGCUGAUAUUCAGAGUAUCCACAAUACUGUUAAGUGUCACCAAUCCAAUGAAGGUAUAAACCUAAAAGCUUGUGUGAUAGUUCAAUUAAUAGCUGUUCAUAAAAGUUUAAUUAACCAAAAAGAUGUAUUUAAUGAAGUUGUGGAGAUAAUUAAAGAUGCUAUUAAUGGGUUCUCAGAUAAUUGUAAUAUCCAAAUAGAAGGAUUGGUUGCUUUGAAUCUUCUCCUUGCUGAUUGUUCAUAUGGUAAAUACGAGGCUAUUAUUAUCAGUAAUGUUCUUGAAAUUUUAUUGAAUAUUUUUGAGAAUUCAGACUCUAUGCUGUCUUCACUUGCAAAACUUUGUUUGAGCAGUUUGACUUUUGAGCAAAAAAUCAUAAACUUAGUUUUUCAACGUGCUUGUUUUUAUGGUUUUAAGAAAUGUUUUAGGCUACUGGUUGAAUGGGGAGCAGAUUUUAACUUUAUUUCUAAUGAGGGUAAUGCUCUAUGUAUUGCUGUUAUGAACAAUCAUAUUAAAAUUGUUGAGUAUUUGCUAGCUUUAAAACCAUCUGAUAUUUCUGAAGCUCUUCAUUGUGCACUCGAAAAGAAUUUACAUGACAUUGUAGGCAUAUUGUUAUGCUAUAUUGGUUAUGAAGAAGUUAAUAGGGCUAUAACAUGGAGUGCAUUAAACAUUUCUUAUCUGAGGGAAGAGUAUUUCCUUCCCUCGAUACUACAAAGUAGAAAGAAUACAAGAUCUGAUUCUGUAUUUUUUAAUAUAGAUUUAAAGAAGGAAUCAGAGUUUUCAUUGUUGUGUAAAAAUAAAAAAAUUUUAAAAGAUAGAAAAAUUACUAGAAGCGUCAAGUUUUUAGCUGUUUCAAGACUUCCGUUCAGUGAAUUAGAUCCUCGAAAUUUAAACUAUUCAUCUGAAAAUUUUAAGUUUGAUUUUGUUAAAUAUUGUGAUGAUCAUACUAAUUUGAAAAAACCUUGUGUUAUUUCAAACUCAACUCAAGUUCAAAAGAGUACAUUAGUUCAAGGUCAAUGUGAUAUGGAUGAAUGCAUCUUAAACUUAGAUAUAUCUAACAACCAAAUAAAUGAUUUGGAAAAUUUGGCAAUUGGUAUAAAUUUGACAUUAAAUGACUUUUUUAACAAUUUGGUGAAGUUAGAUGUGAGUAAUAAUGAACUAAACGAAUUAUCAAUAGGAUUUUGUUCUUUAUUGAACUCAUUAAAGUCUUUAAGAGCUUCCAAUAAUAAUUUAAAACAACUCCCAUACAGUCUUUUAAGACUUCAAAAAAUUGUAGAACUCGAUGUUUCAGCAAAUCAUAUUUCAACUAUUGAACCAGAAAUGAUUCCCAUUACUAUAUCAAUUCAAAAACUAGACAUAAGUAACAAUCAGCUCACUAAAUUUCCUGUAUGUUUUCUGCACAAGUUUCCAUUCCUUCAACACUUGUUUUUGUCAAAAAAUAAAAUUGCAGCCUUGCUAGUAUCUGGAGAUUUUGUUUCUUUAAAAACAUUAACUUUAAGUUUUAACCAACUGACUAAAUUACUGUCUCGUUCCAUUGAAUGUUUUGUUUCUUUAGAGAAACUAGAUUUAUCUCAUAACUUUUUAAACGAUUUACCAAAUUACAAUCCUCAAACUUUGCUCCAACUUUCAAAUUUGAAUUUGUCACACAAUAGGCUUACAGCUAAAGGUCCUUUUUACCUACCCAAAUUCAUUUUAGACUUACCAUCUCUGAUUUGUCUUGAUAUCUCAAAUAAUUCCUUAACAUGUCUCCCUGAUUUGCAUUACUGGUCAUCUAAAAAAAUUAGAGUGUUAAACUUUUCUAAUAAUGAUAUAACAGAAUUACCUUUAAAGAAAUAUUCAAAAUUAUUUUGGCCAAAAAUAACAAACUUAAUUAUUUCAAACAAUAAAAUCAAAGUUUUACCACCUUAUAUUGGAGAAUUAAGUUCUUUAUGCGAACUUGAUGUUAGUAAUAACAAGCAUUUAAAAAUUCUACCAGAUGAAAUUGGUAAACUAGACAAAUUGUAUAAGUUUCCAUUAACUGGAUUGAAUUUACGCCAUGGUGCUGCUGUUUUAAAUGGAUCCCCCAGAGAUCUUGUUUUGUAUUUUCGUUCAAAGCUGGAAAAAUCAGUUCCAUACCGAUGCAUAAAGUUAAUGUUAGUAGGAUUAGCUGGACGAGGAAAAACGUCUCUUAUUUCACAGCUUUCAAAAACAGCUCACUCGCCAAACAAACUUGCUACUGUAGGCAUUGAAGUAAGAAGCUUUGUUUUAAAACCACCUGGUUUGGCUUUUAACAGAACAAGUUCAAAACGUCCAUCAUUUUCAGUGAAUGCCUGGGAUUUUGCUGGCCAAGAGGAUUUUUACAGCACACAUCGAUAUUUUCUUAGUUCUCGAGCUUUAUACUUAGCAGUUUAUAACGCAAGUAAAGGUGAAGAAGAACUGAAAAAGCUCACUCCUUGGUUAUUAAAUAUACAAAUUGUAGCUCCUAACUCCAAAGUUAUUUUAGUAGGAACACACGCUGAUUUGUGUACACAAGAAAGUUUGCAAUCUCUAAAUGCAUUUACUAAAUAUUUUUUGCAUAGUUCUGGAUUUCCAACGUUUCAUGCAACUUCGAUUGUUGACUGCACAAAAGAAAAUAAUACAGUUGUACUUCUCAGAAAAGAAAUCUAUAAAUGUAUAAGCAAGUUUAUGUUUGAGGGAAAACCUAUUUUAGAAAAGAUAGUUCCUCAAAGCUAUGUUAAACUUGAAAACUUUAUAUUUGACAAGGCUAAAACAAUGCACAACUCUGGGGAACUCCCUAUAUUCAAAAAAAAUCAUUUGCACCAGCAUUCAAUUGAUCAUGGAUUACAACUAGAAACUGAUGAAUUCAACAGAGCCUUGAUGUUUCUGACUGAAACAGGGUCAAUACUAAACUUUAAAGAUCCAGUUUAUGAUUUAAAGAACUAUAUUUUUAUUGAUCCUCAAUGGUUUUGUCAAAUGAUGGCUCGUAUUGUCACUGUUAAGGAAAUUAAUCCUUAUAUUACACAAAGGGGCAUCUUAUCAAAGUCUGAUGCAUUCAAACUUUUUCCAGAACCCUGUUUUAAUCAAAAUUUUCUUGAACUAUUUUUCCGGUUGUUGCAGCGAUUCGAAGUUUUGUUACCAAUAUCAGAAGACAAGUAUUUAGUGACAUCAAAAUUACAAAGUUUUUCUCCACAACAUCUGAGAGCAGCUAAAUUAGGUUAUUUUGAAGAUCCAAAUAUUAUAACCAGAAGAUAUGAUUUCCCACAUAUUCCUAUUGGAUUUUGGCCACGAUUAGUUGCACGUAUCCUCUCAUUUCCUGAGCUUACUCGAGGUGUACGGCUAGAGAAACUAAGCCUAGAGAUAGAUUAUUGGCAUAAUGGUGUUUUUCUGAAUUGCCUACAAUCAUUUUGCCUGGUUACAGGUGAUGACAAAAAUUUAAACAUCUUGGAUGUUCAAAGCCAAAGAUCUUUUGCAGGUUAUCAACUUUUUGUAGGUGUAAUUGAUCUGAUUGAUGGCUUAGUUGAUGAAUGGUAUCCUGGACUUACGGAUAUCUCUCAGGAAAGAAUCGUAAAACAACUUGUUCCUUGCCACAAUUGCAAAAUUAAUGAAAAACGAUUUACUUUUGAUUUGAAUGUUUGCAUAGCCUCUUCAUACAAAGCAGAUAGUAUUAUAUGCCCUGAAUGCGAUCAGUUUUCUGAUAUUGGUUUUAUUGCACCAGAUGCUGUAUUCGCUGAUUUGGGUGAUCUUGUUAUUUCAGAUUGGGACAAUAAAUUUUUGGAUAAAAAAUAUAAACUUGGAACUGGUGCCUUUGCAUCAGUAUAUAAAGUGAAGAUCAAUGGAACUUAUUUUGCUGCAAAGGUAUUUAAUGAGUCUUCUGGAAACUGUCCAAAUCGCAUGUUGCGACAAGAAGUUGAUAUUUUAAAGCGUCUUCAUCAUCCCUGUCUUAUUUCAUUUUUUGGAGUGAGUCUGCGUCCUCGGGCUCUUCUACUAGAAUAUAGUCCUUUAGGGAACUUAGCAGAUUUUAUAGCAUCACAAAAGAUUUCAAAAAACAAAAGUUUAAAACAUAAAAUAGCUUUGCAGAUAGCAGAAGGUCUGGCUUUUAUUCACAAACAUAACAUUGUAUAUCGAGAUUUGAAACCAAGCAAUAUUCUUGUGUUUUCAUAUUCAUUAAGUGUACCUGUUAAUGUUAAACUCUCUGAUUAUGGCAUAUCUCAACAUAGAACAUAUCAGGGUUUAAUUGCUAAUAGAGGAACACCUACAUAUCAAGCUCCUGAAGUUGGAUGUGAAGGUAGUGAGUAUAGCAUUGAGGUUGACAUUUUAUCCUAUGGUGUUACAAUAUAUGAGCUUAUUUCUAAUGGUCAAAAACCAUUCAGAGAUUUAAAUUAUCAGAAUGAGUUUGAAGAUGCUGUUUUAAAUGACAAGCCUAUUGACUCUUUAAUUUCUCAUGGUGUUGCGCCUUGGCCUGAUAUUGAAGAUCUUAUAAAGAAUUGUCUUCGAAAAAAUCCAGAGGAGAGACCAAAAGCUGAAACCAUUGUGAAUGCACUUAUAAAUAUUGAUCUUUUGUGUUUAAAGAAACAUGUUACAGUUUGCAAAGGACAAUAUGUUGAUUGUCUUACAAUCUGUACUUAUUUUGAUUCAAAAGUUGAACAUAAUGAGGUUUGGGCUGCUAGUGGUGGAUGUGGAUUGAACAGCCAGUUGUCAUGGUUUUCUAUUAUGCAGGCAAAAAAACAAGAAGUGCAAGGUACAAUGACAAAAAUUGGACGAAUUCUUUGUAUAAUGUCAUAUAUGCAUUUUAUUAUUGUUGGAACGAAGGAACGUCGUGUAGCUUUAUAUGACGCGAAGGCAAAGUGUUUUAAACAUAAGUUAGCGCAAUUCUCUGAUUCUAUAUUGUGCAUAUUACAUACUCAUGGUUUUGAUUUGUUUUUAUUUGGACUAGCAGAUGGGAAUAUUGCAGUACUUACUUCUAUUGGUAUUUUAAAACCAGACGGAAGUCCUCGAUACAUAUCUCUAAACGAUGGAAUAAGUCAAAAUCCAAUUAUCUGCAUUACUCAAAGUCAAGACCAGCUUAUAUGUGGCUAUGGUAAAGAUAUUAAAGUAAUUAAUUCUUCUUCUUUUGAUUUGUUGCAAACAGUUUCUGUUACAGAGCGAAAUGUAAACGCUGUGUCUUCUAUAAUUAUUUCUCAGAAUCGCUUAAUUGUAAGUUCAAAAAAAAGUUGCAGACUUAAUGUUUUUAAAUAUACAGAUAAUAGAGUUGAUGAAUCUGUUUUGUUUGCAUUUGAUUGUUCGGAGUUUUUAAAAAAGGUUUAUCCUAAUAUUAUCGAAAGCGAUUGUCGCGUAGUUACCUUAGAGUUAGUGGACAAUUCGUCCUUAUGGAUUGGUUGCGGUGGAGGUCAUGUAAUUAUUGUUAACGUUUUAAAGUCCUUAUUUCAAACUGCUACUAUUAUAUCGAGACACUUGGGUGCUGUACGCUCAAUCAUUUCGACACCAAAAAUUAGCGGAGAAUCAGUGUCUGUAAUAACAGGUGGUCAAGGGUUUCGACCACUAUUAGCUAAUAACAAUGAUGUUGAAGAAUUUGGUUUUGUUUUAAUAUGGGACGCCGACAUUUUAAAAUUAAAAAAGCAUUUAAUGGCACAGAGAAAAAAUCGCGAUGAAUUGCUUACUAAACUCUCAGUUAAAACAGAAAAGUUUGCCUUUCCCUUACUGUGAUCGUUUUUUAAUUAAAAAUUGUUUUUAAAUUUGUUGCGUUAAAAACAAGUUUCUCUGCAGUUUAUAUGUAAAUAUAGUAAUAAAAUAUUGUAAAUAAAAAUGUGUAAAUAAGUUGUAAUAUGUUUAUUAAUUUUUAGGAGCAUCUUUAAGGACAGAGGCUCUGGUUGAGAGUUUACAAAAUCUAUUUGUGAAUAGUGAAUACACUGUUGAAAAUCUUGAACAUAAAAAAGUCGUUUAUUCAAUUUUUAUUUAGAAUUGUUUAUUUAUAGACUAUGAAUUAUUUAUUUAUGUUUUUAUGAAAACACAGUAACGAUAAAUAUAAGGAAAAUUACUGAAAUAAAUUCCAAAAUUUAUUUA